Fonticula alba is the source of this 240-nucleotide messenger RNA. Its product is annotated as small nuclear ribonucleoprotein F. Gene Ontology annotation, cellular component: catalytic step 2 spliceosome; U1 snRNP. Lineage: Eukaryota; Rotosphaerida; Fonticulaceae. Gene Ontology annotation, biological process: spliceosomal snRNP assembly; mRNA splicing, via spliceosome. Bases 1 to 240 code for a protein of 79 amino acids. The record is from RefSeq and is a predicted model, not a curated record. The transcript is spliced from 2 exons. Gene Ontology annotation, molecular function: RNA binding.
AUGUCCAACUUCAUCAACCCGAAGCCCUUCCUUGCCAACCUGACUGGCCAGAUGGUCCACGUCAAGCUCAAGUGGGGUAUGGAGUUCCGCGGGGUGCUCAAGUCCUUCGACCUCUACAUGAACCUCCAGCUUCUUGACUGCGAGGAGAUUGUCCAGGGCGUCGGCACGCCGAUCGGCGAGGUCAUGAUUCGCUGCAACAAUGUGCUCUACAUCCGCGGCGCCACUGAGGCGGCUGCCUAA